AUGAAGGUCUCCGCCGCUGCCCUCGCUGUCCUUCUGACGGCGGCCGCCCUCUGCACUCCUGCAUCUGCCUCCCCAUAUGCCUCGGACACCACACCCUGCUGCUUUGCCUACCUCUCCCGCCCGCUGCCCCGCAACCACGUCCAGGAAUAUUUCUACACCAGCAGCAAGUGCUCCAUGGCAGCAGUGGUCUUUAUCACCAGAAAGAACCGCCAAGUGUGCGCCAACCCAGAGAAGAAGUGGGUACGAGACUACAUCAACACUUUGGAGUUGAGCUAG
This is a messenger RNA of Rangifer tarandus platyrhynchus (Svalbard reindeer), 276 nucleotides long. The record is from the annotation of a GenBank genome assembly. Lineage: Eukaryota; Metazoa; Chordata; Mammalia; Artiodactyla; Cervidae.